Silurus meridionalis is the source of this 2083-nucleotide messenger RNA. RefSeq names its product T-box transcription factor Tb (gene tbxtb). The transcript is spliced from 8 exons. NCBI's taxonomy places the organism in Eukaryota, Metazoa, Chordata, Actinopteri, Siluriformes, Siluridae. Bases 366 to 1679 code for a protein of 437 amino acids. Gene Ontology annotation, molecular function: RNA polymerase II cis-regulatory region sequence-specific DNA binding; DNA-binding transcription factor activity, RNA polymerase II-specific. The record is from RefSeq and is a predicted model, not a curated record. Gene Ontology annotation, biological process: mesoderm formation; positive regulation of DNA-templated transcription; heart morphogenesis. Gene Ontology annotation, cellular component: nucleus.
GUUCUUGCUUUCUUUAUUUCUUGCAUUACUAAAUUCACUCACUAACGUCCCGACACCAUACAAGUAUACUAUACAAACCCCCCACCACCAUCUCCAUCUCCACCACCACCACCAUCAAAUUCACACGCAUCCCCACGGAUGCUUCCGUUUUUUAACCAAUCAGAGACUCGUCGCUGCAUAUCAAAGGAUGAGGUUAGCCAAUCAGAUGCGUUCACAACUUCCCGUGGACAGCUCUGGGUAUUUAUGAGGAGCAGAAACUCCUUUAGUCCAGCAGUAACCUACAGGAACCAACUCUGUGCAUGGGGCUGAGGAUCUGACACUAAGGAUCGGACAGUUCCUAGACUUUUUUUUUCUUGGAAGUAAACAUGGCUUCAAAUGGCAGUAGUGAGUGCUCUGGAAAAGCCAUCCAGUAUCGGGUGGACCAUCUGCUGAGCGCUGUGGAAAACGAGCUGCAGGCCGGCAGCGAGAAAGGAGACCCGACCGAAAGGGAGCUGAAAGUGAGUCUGGAUGAGAUCGAGUUGUGGCAGAAGUUUCGGGAGCUCACCAAUGAGAUGAUUGUAACCAAGAACGGCAGGCGCAUGUUCCCGGUUCUGAAAGUGAGCGUGUCCGGUUUGGACCCGAGCGCCAUGUACUCGAUCUUGCUGGACUUCUCGGCGGCGGACUCGCACCGCUGGAAGUACGUGAAUGGGGAGUGGGUGGCGGGGGGCCGCCCGGAGCCGCGCACCUCCAGCUGCGUGUACAUGCACCCCGACUCCCCAAACUUUGGAGCGCACUGGAUGAAAGCUCCGGUAUCAUUCAGCCGAGUGAAGCUCACCAACAAACUCAACGGUGGAGGACAGAUCAUGCUGAACUCUUUACACAAAUACGAGCCACGCAUCCACAUAGUACGUGUCGGAGGGCCGCACAGAAUGAUCACCAGCCAUUCCUUUCCUGAAACCCAGUUCAUAGCAGUCACUGCCUACCAGAACGAGGAGAUCACUGCACUCAAAAUCAAAUACAACCCCUUCGCCAAAGCGUUCCUAGAUGCCAAAGAAAGAAGUGAUCAUAAGGACAUACUGGAUGAAGCCAGCGAGAACCAGCAGUCUGGAUAUACGCAACUGAGCGGCUGGUUUCUGCCAGGCAGCGGAUCCCUCUGUCCUUCUGCCAACCCACACCCUCAGUUUGGUGGUGCUCUACCUGUGGCGUCCUCUCACGGUUGUGAACGUUAUUCUACGUUGAGAAGUCAUCGCUCCUCACCUUAUCCCAGCCCCUACCCUCACCGAACAACCUCCCCCACUGGUUACUCAGAAAACCCAUCAGCUUGCUUGUCCAUGCUGCCCACCCAUGAGAACUGGUCCAGUCAACAGAUGUCCUCUCACUCCAGCAUGGUGCCUAUGAACCAACACUCUCCUCCAAACUCCAACUCCAGUCAGUACACCAGUUUGUGGACUGUCGGAAACGCUCCUCUGACUCCGGUGUCUCAGACGGGCGGAAUGGCGAGCAGUUUGGGCUCACAGUAUCUCCGUGGCUCUGCCAGUCAUUACGCCAGCAUGUCUCACCCAGGCGCAGUGCCCAAUCCCGGAUCUCCUCUCUACGAUGGCACGCCUGCGACUGAGGUGCACAACUCAUCUCCGUACGAUAGUGCGACGCAUGUACGGCUAGCUGCGGCCUGGACAUCCAUCACACCUCCGUCCUUAUAGACAUCAGAGCACUGAUUUCCCAGUGAAGACUUCGGGUUUCUGAACUAGCACUCAAUCUAUGCAACAGCACAAUGAUAGGAAGCCUGGAUUCUUAUGUUCAACUGCAUUGAAUUGAGUUCUUUAUGCAGCGGGAAAGUCAGAGCGAUGACAGGCCUUGUCCGGAGUGUAAAUAUUACAGCUGCUUUCGUCAGUGCCUUUAGAUUUUUUUGUUGUUGUUUAAAUAUUGUGUACAACGUUUUAAAAUAUUACAAGUGGGAUUAUUUAUAGUUUGGCGAACGUGUUCUGUACAGACAAUCAGUUGUACAAAGUGUAAAUGGAUUUAUUUUCACCUCAAGAUUUCGUUUUCGUCAUAAGUCAUUCUUAUAAUGUUUUUCAUUUGUGCAACUCGGUUAGAGCUGCACAAC